UCUCCAGUGCCCGGACUGAGCGCUGCCAGGGGCCUACGACUCCGGAUCCUCGGCGUCAGAGGCGCACCUGCAGCUCAGCUGCCCGGCGGCGGGGCUUCCCCACAGCGGACCGGGGGGCGCACCUAGGGCGCCGCCUGCUGCCAGCCCGUCUCCGGCCGCUCCCAGCGCAUCUCCGCGACCGGGACGCGGCCGAUAGAACCGUAAACUGGUGCUGAUCCCUCCCCUUCCGGUGGGAAAGUGACAAUGGUCAGGAAUUUAAAACUUCUUCUUUGGAAGAAUUUCAUCUUGAAGAAGCGGAAGACUCUGAUAACAGUGCUUGAAAUCCUAAUGCCGCUACUCUUCUCCAUGAUCAUCAUGUACCUGCGUUUAAACAGUUUGCCCAAGAAAAUACCUCCUGUCAACUACCUGGCCAUCAAUAUCAGUUUACUGCCAGACUUCCUCUAUUUUCCUACUCACACCAGAUACCAACUAGUGUAUGUCUCUUCCAAAAGCGAAACGUUGAAGGCUAUCACUGAAGCGGUGGGGAAAUCCUUUGACGUUGAGUUUCAAGUCCUAGGCCAUUCUUCAGUGCCUUUGUUUGAAAAUUAUAUACUCCAGGAUCCCAAAGCCUUCUUCGUGUUGGCUGGAAUUGUCUUCGAUCACACCUUCAAUGACAGCAAGCAACCCCUGCCGCUGAAGGUUAAGUACCGCCUGCGCUUCAGCUACACGCAGAGGAACUCCUUAAUCGCGCAGCUGACCUCCAAACAAGAUUAUGUGGACAGCUGGGGCACAUCCUUCCUCUACCCUCCCAACCCAAGCCAAGAGCCCCGGGCCUUAGGGCAUUCGGACGGCGGACUCCCUGGAUACAGCAACGAAGGCUUCCUGGCCAUCCAGCAUGCGCUGGACAAGGCCAUCAUGCAUUACCACGCCCACAACGGGACGACCGAGAUGUUUGAGGGCCUGAGUGUGCUCGUGAAGAGGUUCCCCCACGGGGCCCACAUCCAGGACAGGCUCCUGGUGACCCUUCAGAACGAGUUCCCUCUUCUGCUCAUGCUCAGCUUCAUCUGCAUCGAGCUCAUCAUCAUCAAUUCCAUUGCCCUGGAGAAAGAGAAAAAACUGAAGGAGUACAUGUGCAUGAUGGGAGUGGACAACUGGCAACACUGGGCUGCCUGGUUCAUCGUGUCCUUCGUCUCGGCCCUCCUCGCCGUUUCUUUCAUGACCGUCCUCUUCUGCACACAGGUGAACAGUGUGGCGGUGUUCAGGAACAGCAACCCUAGCUUGAUAUUUGUUUUCCUACUGUCUUUUGCCACGGCCACUGUUUUCUUGGCAUUCAUGAUCAGCACAUUCUUCCAAAAAGCCACUGCCUCGGGAGGAAUCAUCUUCUUCCUCACCUACCUCCCAUACCUGUACCUCACUUUCAGCUACUCCCAGAGGACCCACUUCCAAAAGAUUGGCUUUUGCCUGCUCUCGAAUGUCGCCAUGGCACUGGGAGUGCGAUUUAUCUCCAUAUUUGAGAUAAGAGGCACAGGCCUGCAGUGGAAGAACGUGGGCGGCUUCAGCGGGGAGUUUAACUUCUGCCAGGUGCUGCUGAUGCUUCUGCUGGACUCCGUCUUGUACGGCGCGGUGGCCGGGUACGUGGAGGCCGUCCUCCCGGGCGAGCAUGGUGUGCCCAAGCCCUGGUACUUCUUCGUCAUGCCAUCCCACUGGCGUGGACAGCCCGUGCCCCUCACGCAGUCGGUGCUCCAGGUGGUGGAUCCGGACAGCUCUCCGAAGAGCAAGUUGAUUCAGGAAGAGCCUACCAAUUUGAAGAAAGGGAUUGAAAUCCAGCAUCUCUACAAGGUCUAUCACACAGGAAAGAAUAAACAUGUAGCAGUCAAAGACCUGACCCUGAAUCUGUACCAGGGGCAGAUCACUGCUCUCCUGGGACACAAUGGAGCCGGCAAAACCACCACGUGCUACGUGCUCACAGGUCUUAUUCCCCCUUCGAGUGGGUGUGUGUAUAUCAAUGGAUAUGAAAUUUCACGCAAUAUGGCGGAGAUCCGGAAGAGCGUGGGCUGGUGCCCCCAACACGACAUCCUGUUUGAUGACCUCACCGUAGCGGAGCAUCUCUCUUUCUAUGCUCAGCUGAAGGGCCUGUCCCGCCUCAAGUGCCCCGAAGAGGUCCAGCGGAUGCUGCACGCCCUCAGCCUGGAGGACAAGCGGGACUCCCUGAGCAGGUGCCUGAGCGGGGGCCUGAGGCGCAAGCUGUCCAUCGGCAUCGCCCUCAUCGCGGGCUCCAAGGUGCUGAUGCUGGACGAGCCCACCUCGGGCAUGGACGCCGUCUCCAGGAGGGCCAUCUGGGACCUGCUGCAGCAGCACAAGAGCCAGCGCACCGUGCUGCUCACCACGCACUUCAUGGACGAGGCCGACCUGCUGGGGGACCGCGUGGCCAUCAUGGCCAAGGGGGAGCUUCAGUGCUGCGGGUCCUCGCUGUUCCUCAAGCAGAAGUACGGUGCAGGAUAUUACAUGACUUUAGUGAAGAAACCUCACUGUAGCACAGAGAAGAUUGCCAUCUAUCACCACAUACCCAAUGCGGUUUUGCAGUCCAGCAUUGGAGAAGAAUUAACGUUUAUUCUUCCUAAAAAGAGCAUGCCCAGGUUUGCAUCUCUAUUUACCGAGUUGGAACAGAGGCAGGUGGAGCUGGGGAUUGCCAGCUUCGGGGCCUCGGUCACCACCAUGGAGGAGGUCUUCAUUCGGGUGAACAAGCUGACAGAUUCCAGCACAGAAAUCCAAACCCUCCAGAUUCCCUCCAUUCAGUCUCGCCACCUGAUCGGCGGGGUUCCUGUCAACAGAAUCAAACGUACUCACUCAAGGAUCUUCUCCAUACCGUCCGGCCUGCCAAUCCAUCACAACACUGGGUUCAGCCUCAUCUGCCAACAGUUCUAUGCCAUGCUCCUGAAAAGGGUCCUGUACUCUUGGCGCAACUGGUUGUUGAUGCUCACGGUACAGGUCCUGGUGCCCCUGCUGAUCACCACCUUCAGCCUCACCAUCUUCAACCUGGAAACGAACACGGGCAGCGUGCCGCUGGAACUGACCCUGAGAACGUAUGGCCGAACCGUCGUCCCAUUCUAUAUUUCUCCCAAUUCCAGGCUGGGUCCUCGGCUUUCACAGUAUUUUACAGACAUGCUUCUGGCGGAGGAACAGAUCCCUCUGGAGACCCGGAGCUCGGUGGAGGACCUCCUCCUGGACAAGGCAGAGGAGGAGCCCGAGGGCUUUGAUUUCAAAUACGUCGUGGCUGCUUCCUUUGAAGACCAGGGGAACCACACGAUGGUGACGGCGCUGUUCAACAACCAGGCGUACCACUCCCCUGCCGUGGCGCUGGCGCUCGUGGACAACUUCCUCUUCAAGCUGCUCUCCGGGGCCACGGCUUCCAUCACGGCGUCCAACCACCCUCAACCUAAGUCGGCCCUGGAGGCCUCAGAGGACAUCUUGUACAACAGCCCUACAGGACACUACCUUUUUAUCAACUUGCUUUUCGGAAUAGCUUUCCUGUCCAGCUCCUUUGCCAUCUUGACGGUCAAAGAGAGCUCCACAAAGGCCAAGCACAUCCAGUUCGUCAGUGGUGUUUAUGUGGCCACCUUCUGGCUCUCCGCUCUGCUGUGGGACCUCAUCACUUCCCUGGUCCCCAGUCUGCUGCUGCUGGUGGUGUUUCUGUACCACGAGGAAGAAGCUUUCACACACCGGGAAAACGUCCAGGCCAUCAUUCUGGUGCUAAUGCUCUACAGCUGGGCGAGCAUCCCCUUGGUGUAUCUGAGCAGCUUCUGUUUUCGCAACGAAGGGAGUGCUUUUGUCAAGCUCCUGGUCAUGCUCACCUUCCUGAGCAUCGGCCCCUUCAUUCUCAUCUCAGUCAUGGAGUACAAAGACCAAGGCCGCACCAGGGUCUCGGAGUCCUUGGAUCAUGCCUUCCUAAUGCUCCCCGGCCACUGCCUGGGAAUGGCUCUCUUCAAAUUAUACUACAACUACGGACUCCAGAAGUUAUGCAAAACCAGGAACCUGAGCCAGUCUGAGUGUAAUAAAUUUUUAGAGGGAUACACGGUCCAGGAGAGCGUCUACGCCUGGGAGUCCCUCGGGAUGGGGAAGUACUUGGCAGCCCUUGCCAUCUUGGGGUCUGUGUACCUCAUCCUGCUUUUCCUCAUUGAAACCAAUGUCUUGCGGGAAUUGAAAGCCAGGUUUUCUGACCUCAACGGGAAGCCAGAAUCGGUAAUGUUGCAGAAGGUAACGUCCGUGCCCAGAGACCAAGAUGUGCAAGAGGAGGCAAAAAUGGUCCAGACUUCUUUGAAAAAGCUGCGUGAGGAAAACCCACUUGUUCUUAAAGACGUGUCAAAGGUCUACGGCAGGAAGGUGCCCCUGCUGGCCGUGAAUAAGGUGUCCUUCGCCGUCCAGGCAGAGGAGUGCUUUGGCCUUCUUGGUGUCAACGGAGCUGGGAAAACGUCCAUCUUCAAAAUGCUGACAGGGGAAGAGCCCAUCACCUCUGGGGACGCCUUUAUCAGGGGCCUCAGCAUCAGCUCUCACCUCAGGAAGGUGCGGCAGUGGGUGGGCUACUGUCCCCAGUUUGACACCCUGCUCAACCACAUGACGGGCUGGGAGACGCUGGUCAUGUACGCCCGGAUCCGGGGCAUCCCAGAGCGCCACAUCGGCACCUGCGUGGAACAAAUUCUUGAGGAGUUACUCGUGUACGCCUACACUGACAAACUGGUGAAGACCUACAGUGGUGGCAACAAACGAAAGUUGAGCACUGGCAUCGCCCUAAUUGGAGAGCCUUCAGUCAUCUUGCUGGACGAGCCAUCCACUGGCAUGGACCCCGUGGCCCGGCGCCUGCUCUGGGGCACAGUGGCACAAGCCCGCAAGUCUGGCAAGGCCAUUGUUCUCACCACCCACAGCAUGGAAGAAUGUGAGGCCUUGUGCACCUGGCUGGCCAUCAUGGUGCAGGGCCAGUUCAAGUGCCUGGGCAGCCCACAGCACCUCAAGAGCAAGUUUGGCAGCGGCUACUCCCUGCGGGCCAAGGUCCGGAGCGAAGGGCGGCAGGAGGCCCUGGAGGAGUUCAAGGCAUUUGUGAACCUGACCUUCCCAGGCAGCGUCCUGGAGGACGAGCACCAAGGGAUGGUACAUUACCACCUGCCCGGGGAGGACCUCAGCUGGGCCAAGGUGUUUGACAUUCUGGAGCAAGCCAAGAGGAAAUUCAUGCUGGAGGACUAUUCUGUCAACCAAGUCUCCCUGGAGGAUAUUUUCCUGAGCUUCACCUGCCCUAUGCCCCCUACCCAAGAGGGAAAGAAACCAGAGCAAGCAAAGCCAGCUCCACCCCCCUCCCAGCCUCCCUCCCAGCCUCCCUCCCAGCCUCCCACCCAGCCUCCUUCCCAGCCUCCCUCCCCACUUCCCUCAAAACCUGUCUUGCUGUAAUAAAGAGUGUGCAGCCUGCCAUGGGCUGCAAGGGGUACAAAGAUAGCUUGUACACCCAGUGAGCUCAGUGCAGGGCCGAGGGUUGGGGGUGGCUCUAGAUCAGACUGGGACCUCUCACCUUGGAGGCCUGGUGGACGGCCCAG
Molecule: messenger RNA, 5558 nt
Organism: Prionailurus viverrinus (fishing cat)
Lineage: Eukaryota; Metazoa; Chordata; Mammalia; Carnivora; Felidae
Product: ATP-binding cassette sub-family A member 17-like
Biological process (GO): transmembrane transport; lipid transport
Cellular component (GO): membrane; intracellular membrane-bounded organelle
Molecular function (GO): lipid carrier activity; ATP hydrolysis activity; ATP binding
Source: RefSeq, a predicted model, not a curated record